Molecule: messenger RNA, 484 nt
Organism: Xenia sp. Carnegie-2017
Lineage: Eukaryota; Metazoa; Cnidaria; Anthozoa; Malacalcyonacea; Xeniidae
Product: enoyl-CoA delta isomerase 2-like
Exons: 5
Coding region: 1-432 (143 amino acids)
Biological process (GO): fatty acid metabolic process
Molecular function (GO): fatty-acyl-CoA binding
Source: RefSeq, a predicted model, not a curated record
AUGUACGCCCUUUUCAAGCAGGGUUCUUUAGGCAAAUGUAAUACACCAAAGCCUGGGACUUUGGACUUUGUUGGAAAGGCAAAAUGGAAUGCAUGGAUGCAAUGGAAUGCUUUGGGUGAUUUAUCACAGGUAGAUGCACAAAAACAGUAUAUAGCACUUGUGGAAUCUUUACUAGGACAAGAACCCAAGACCAACAGCCAACGCAACAAAGACAUUAAUACAUCAAAUGAGUUUGAAAAUAUUCUUGUCUCUACUGAUGGCGGUUUGAGGACAAUCACAAUGAACAGGCCUGAUAAAUACAAUGCUUUGACCCCAAAGUUUUGUCAACGCCACAAACGAAGAAUAAUGUUUACAAAGCUGAAAGCCACAUGUUGUAUGUACUUUGCUCAUUAUCACUUAUUUAUUAGCGGAAAGCUAAGCUGUUAUGAAUAGCACAACUUACAAGAUGCUUUAUAAUAACGAGAAAAAUAUAAAUUUUGGAACU